UGACUAUAAUUUGAGAAAACCUUCCACCCAAAAGGACUCUAGCCGUGGUAAUCAACGUGCCAAAACACCUUCGCCAGUUCCCGUAACUGUUUCCAACAAGCCUCCCCAACUCGUGACCAACCAGCCUACAGCCGUACCCCCCGGAGCCAUGGCAGCCCAUCAAGCUGACCCUCCUACUUCUACUCCCGCUUCAGACCCCUACACGCCUAAGGACCCUAAAAAUGACUACUUGCUACUUGAAAUGCGGAAAAUGUUCACGGAUUUCCAGCGUGAUAUUGAUAUCAAAUUGGAUCACGUAAUUUCGGAUCUUAAUGCUGUUAAAUCAGACAUCAGGAUGGUGAAAUCCGCUGUACAUGACCUUGAAAUUUCUUCAGCGGAUACUUCAGCGAGAAUAUCUACCGUAGAAGCGGAUAAACUACCUGGUAUAGAACGUUUUAUCGCCAAAGUUAGAGCUGAUUUCGACGACAAGCUACUGAACCUAGAAAUACACCACCGAAAACAAAAUUUGUUGUUCUACGGCAUCCCCAAACAAACCAAUGAGGAUAUUUACAAGACCACAUCUUUUGCAUUGGGCAAGUUACUGGAAAUUCCCGUUGAGGAGGCAGACCAAAUUCAAAUCAUCAAUGCUCAUCGUCUACCUACGAAGAGGACCCACAACGGAGCCAGCGGAACCCCGGCCCCCGAAGCUCCUGAUCCCAUCAUAGUCCGUUUUGCAAAGAUGUACGACCGGGACCGAAUUCUUCGCGCCUUCGAGCAGCCAAGGCAACCCCGGGCUACUGACGGCAACCGUAGGGAUGGCGACCGUGUAACCGUCCGAACUGACCUACCCCCAUCUAUGAAACGCGAGCGUGGUCAUCUAGCAUCAGUUGCAUAUAACAUUCGCAGAACCAAGCAAUUGAAAACCAGGAUAAGGAUUCAAGGAACCAAAGUACUGCUGCAGACUAAAAACCCUAAUGCACCUUCUUCACAGUGGUCAACUUGGACUGAGUAGAUUUACUUAUCACAUGCAACAUCAUGACUAUGGUAAUUAUGAAUAUCAUUGGAGACCGAGUCAAAUUCAAUCCCCAUAACUUUGCAAGGACGAAUGGAGUAGGCCUGAUCCAUCUUCUAUACAGAUUAAGAUUUUGUGCUUAGUCCAGAAAGCCAUAGUAGGUUACGUAGACUGUACUUUACAGCUACAUGUAAGUAAUAUUGACUAUUGAAUGUAUGUUCCUCUAGUCAUGUCAUGCAUGCUUCCUUUAUUUCAAUUUUAGUUUUUUCACCAAUAUCAUCCAAAUGGUAAUGUUAUUUAAUUGGUACAGUAACUGUCGUUUAUCAUUACAAUGCAUGACUGUCUUGUCUUAAUCCUUAUUUUUUAUUUACGACACCUUUUUUCACCACUAUUUGCUAUGCUAAUCAUUUCCUUGUUGGCAUCACAAAUUAUUGAAGUGAAUCAAACCAGAAUGAAAUGAAGCAAAUCGAAGCAAAAUGACAUACAAUUAUUAUUCUAUUUUUUCUUCAUCAAAAUGAGAGAAAACUAUGCUAUCACUAUUCAGCCGAUCAUGGAUAUGACUUUGACUGGUACACUGAUUGGACAGGUUUUAUGAUGGACCUAUUCUAAUAAUGAAAUUACUUGUCCUUUUCUUCAUCCAUUAAGAUGAGUAUAAUGACCUCUUCAUUAUGAAUUGAAACUUGAUGUAAUCAUGUAAGCCAAAAUUGAAACAAAUUCAAACAAUUUAUAUUGUCAUGAUUACUACGACUAUGUAAUACAGUCAAUACAACUGCAUUUUCUCUCAUUAUUACUGGAUCCUAUACUGUUUGACCCUUUCCAGUAAUAAUUAAUGUCAUUUUUUUUUUUUCAUGCAUAACAAUUGGAAUUUUAUGUUUUCUGAAAUGAAUACAUUAUUUCCCUUUUACAAUUUGACUAUACUUAUUGGGCAUAGCA
Messenger RNA from Lytechinus variegatus (green sea urchin), 1924 nucleotides. RefSeq lists its product as uncharacterized. The coding region runs from base 149 to 991 and encodes 280 amino acids. The transcript is spliced from 2 exons. Lineage: Eukaryota; Metazoa; Echinodermata; Echinoidea; Temnopleuroida; Toxopneustidae. The record is from RefSeq and is a predicted model, not a curated record.